GGCUGCGCCCAUAAACUAGAUUUUUCGAAAUUGGGAGAAUUUUUUCUAAAUGUUUCGGCUGUAAAGUCUAGAUAGUCAUUAUAUUUUGCAAUAUAAGACAGCACACAUGGAUUACUUCAACUCACGUGCAAGUCACAAAUGACAUGAUGAUCAGCAAUUUAGAUUAGGACCGAGGAAAGAAACACGGAGGCAAGGCAGUUUACAAACUCAUCACUCCAGUAACAGACUUGGCAACAAGAGAAAUGUUGUUCACGUUAAAAGAGAUAGUGAAGUGGCUUGGAAUGACAGUAUUCGAAAUCUGGUUGCAUCUUCUGUCAGUUUUCCUUUUCACAAUACUUGCUGUUCUCAAACAUGAAGGAGCAGUGAAUAUAAGUUGGUGGUAUGCAUUCAUUCCACUCUUCACCUGCGAUGGACUUAAUACGUACUUUUGUUUGAUUGUGUUCAUUCGGAUGUUCAAGGAACAGGAAUACAGACAAGCUGCUCUUCGGCUCCUUUCAUCUUUGAUGUGUGUGACUUUGAUAUUCGUCUUUAAGAUUUUGUUGUGUCAGAAAUUGGCAAAGCAAAAUGAACUCAGCUAUUCAGAGAUACUGGCACCUAUCUUUAUUCUGCUGCAAGUUCUUGUUAUCAAAGCGUGUCAGGUUCACUGAAGGAAACUGAUCAAUUUGCUGCAAUAUCCAAAAAGGUAUCUUCAAGUACUGCAGUGCAGAGAUACACAGUUCGUCAAGUUCAGCUGCAAAAACUUGGACAUUAGAUUAUGAUUUUGUAAUAUUGUUUUCUGUGUUUGUGCAAAAACCACCAGUUCAAAGUGUUUCCCAAAAAACUGCAAUUGCAAACUUAAAGUUUGUCAAGUAGGCUAACACCUUGAUAAAAUGAUUAGGGUCACUCCCGCCAUGUAUUUUUAACUUAAAAUCAAGAGAAGCAGAUUGAGAGAAGUUGAAUUUUCUGUCGAUAAUAAUCAAUGUUGUAAACCUUCAUACUUUAAAAACUGUUCUGUAUAUUUCUGAAGUCAUAUUAAAUAUACUUGAAUAUAAUAAUGUCUGCGUGUUAAUUUUGUGUGAUGGUUGGCCUACAUUGUACACUACAGUUGCAGCAGCAGACAAUUACUGUAAACCCGGAAAUAUUUGCAUGCCUUUUUCAUGCCAAUAUCCACACUG
Messenger RNA from Lineus longissimus, 1154 nucleotides. Its product is annotated as transmembrane protein 203-like. The transcript has 2 exons. Gene Ontology annotation, biological process: intracellular calcium ion homeostasis. Gene Ontology annotation, cellular component: endoplasmic reticulum. The coding region runs from base 243 to 647 and encodes 134 amino acids. Lineage: Eukaryota; Metazoa; Nemertea; Pilidiophora; Heteronemertea; Lineidae. The record is from RefSeq and is a predicted model, not a curated record.